AAGCACUACCCUGUUCUUCGGCAACACACACAUACCUUAGUGCACCUGUUGACUGUAACCCAGGGCAGUCUUUACGGAUUGUUACCUCAAACUGAAAAAGAAGCAGCACAGACUGACAACAGUGCUGUCUGAGAAGAUCAACUUCAAGCAUGGCUGCUACCAUCGGCCUCCUCCCUGAGAAGCACUUUUUGUGCUCUCUGUGUCGAGACAUCUUCAUGAGCCCAGUGACCAUACCGUGUGGACACAGCUUCUGCUUGUCGUGUCUCAGCCACUACUGGACACGACACCAGUCCAAAUACUGCCCUCACUGUAGGAGAGUGUUUGCUGACAGGCCCGAUCUCAGUGUCAACCACAUUCUGGCAGAUGUCUCUGAAAACUACAGGCAGAUCCGACCUCAGAAACCACCAGAUGAGGAAAUGGUACCUUUUUUUCUUUCGUCAGUCAUUCAAACCACAUGUAAUCUCAUAAACAUUGUAAAAUUCGUGUGUGCUAAUGUCAGUGAUGCACAUGUGCAGGUUAUAGAUGUUGAGCAAAUGAUUCAGGAAAGGCUACAGAAGAUAGAAAGACUGAAAUACUCUCUUGAGCUUCAGAAGAGUUCCUACCUCAGAGAGGUAAGAGAGAGUCAGAAGGUCUUCUCUGCCCUCGUAAAUGCUAUGGAGAAGAGUCACAAAGCGGUUGUUGCAGUGAUUGAGGACAAACAGAGAGAGGAGGAGAAGAGAGUGGAAAUACUGAUGAAAGAGAUCGAACAGGAGAUUGAGGAGCUGAGGAAGGAAAUGAGCAGACCCGACCCUCUGAUUUCUGUAAAUGGUGAUCAAAGUGAUGACACAAAGCAGAUAUCCAUGCUCUCUGAGAUGAAGGACUGGUCCAAGAUUACCAUAGAAACUGACCCUUGUGUUGGGGUCACCAGAAAAGCAUUGUCAGGUGUAUUGGAAAAAAUAAAGGUAGAAGUCAACAGACUCUCCAAAGCUGAACUUCGGAGAAUUGAGAAAUACACAGUGGAUGUCAACCUAAGUGCUAAAACAGCUCACCCCUUCCUGGCCGUCUCAGAAGACAGAAAGCAGGUGAGGCAUGUGGACAAGCUUCAGGAAGUACCAGAUCACCCGAAGAGAUUCGACCGUGUGGCAAACGUGCUGGCCAAAGAAAGCUUCAGCAGUGGGAGGAGCUACUGGGAGGUGGAGGUUGGCGAAAAGAUUGAAUGGAACCUGGGUGUUGCCAGGCAGUCCAUAAACAGGAAGGGCAAGUUCACUGUGUGCCCUGCAAAUGGUUUUUGGACUUUAAGCCUGAGGGCUGGAGGCCAGUUCAUUGCCAACACCUCUCCCGUCACCUCAGUGGCUGUAGAUCACCGACCCAGGAGGGUGGGAGUGUUUCUGGAUUACUCAGAAGGCCGGGUGUCCUUUUACUGCGCAGAAUCUGGAGUCCACAUUCACACCUUCACAGAUACCUUCACUGACAGGCUUCAUCCGUUUUUCAGUCCUGGUCGCCUGCAUGGUGGCAAAAAUGCAUCUCCCUUAACCAUCAGUUCUAGUUUUUGCAGCAUCUGAACCUCAAAAUACAGUUUCACAAUAUGUAGAGCUGCCAUGCUUAUACUUUUUGUAUCUAUUCAAAAUAUUUAUUCAUAAUAAAAAUUCAUUUCACAAUCUACAA
Amphiprion ocellaris (clown anemonefish) is the source of this 1644-nucleotide messenger RNA. RefSeq names its product bloodthirsty-related gene family, member 2 (gene btr02). The record is from RefSeq and is a predicted model, not a curated record. NCBI's taxonomy places the organism in Eukaryota, Metazoa, Chordata, Actinopteri, Pomacentridae. The transcript has 6 exons. The coding region runs from base 150 to 1541 and encodes 463 amino acids. Gene Ontology annotation, molecular function: protein binding.